AUGGCGCAUUUUCCUUUCAAGAUGGCGGAUGUCGAACUACUGAAGACGGAGGCGUACGUGCAAGGAACCUGGACUGCGGCCUCGUCUGGCAAGCGCUUUGAUAUAGAAGAUCCUGGUACUGGCAAAGUCUUUGCGUCGUGUCCAGACUUCAGUGCAUCAGAUGUCGACGCGGUCGUAGAGUCGUCCUCCCGGGCAUUUGAGGAGUUCCGUAAAGAGAAUCCACGUUCGAGAGCACAAAAGCUUCUUGAAUGGGAUCGCCUUAUUCGAGAGAGCAAAGAUGAUAUAGCUCAAGUUUUAACGUACGAGUCAGGCAAGCCCCUAGCAGAGGCGCAUGGUGAGAUCGAGUACGCAUUGGGCUUCACUUGGUGGUUCGCUGGCGAGGCUGAAAGAAUCCGAGGAAAUUUGAGCAUACCUUCCCAGCCUAAUCGAAGAGUGGUGGUUACGAAACAGCCCAUCGGGGUGUGCGUGGCCCUCGUCCCUUGGAAUUUUCCAAUUGCCAUGAUUCUGCGCAAGGUUGGAGCUGCCCUAGCUGCUGGGUGCACAAUAAUUGCCAAACCGUCACCAGAAACCCCGUUGACCUGCCUCAUCCUGGCGAACCUCGCGGUGAAGGCAGGAUUUGCUCCCGGCGUCUUCAACGUAAUUACUUCAUCGAUGGACAACACACCAGAAGUGGCUGAGAGGCUAUGCAAGCACCCACUAGUCAAAAAGGUAUCCUUCACAGGUUCAACGACAAUCGGUAGUUUGAUAGCCAAACACUGUGCCGAAGGACUGAAGAAGGUUUCAUUAGAGCUUGGUGGCAAUUGUCCAUUCAUUGUCUUCGAUGAUUGCAAUCAAGAACAAGCUUGCGAAGAGCUUUUGAAGCUCAAGUGGAGGCAUGCUGGCCAAGCAUGCGUUACGGCAAAUAGGGUGUAUGUUCAAUCUGGAAUAUAUGAAGAGUUUGUCGCCACAUUGGCAAAACGUACGAGCAUCCUCAAGUUAGGACACGGUAUGUCAUCAGAUACUACCAUAGGUCCGCUGACAACAAAGCGUGGCGUGUCCAAAGCUCAAAAGCAUGUCGAAGAUGCCAUUGAGAAGGGAGGCAAAGUGAUCGUCGGGGGAAAAUCCGGGAAAGGACUGGGUGAUGGUUUCUUUUUCGAGCCAACGAUCAUCCGAGACGCCAAACAGUCUAUGCUGAUUAGUCAGGAGGAGACAUUUGCACCAGUAUUGGCUGUGUAUCGCUUUGAUAGCGAGGCUGAGGUCGUGAAAAAUGCGAAUGAUACUAGCAUGGGACUCGCUAGCUACUUUUUCACGAAAAACAUCGACCGCGCCUGGCGCCUGCUCGAGAACCUUGAGGCGGGGAUGAUUGGCAUGAACACUGGUAAUUCUUCAGCUGCAGAGUCGCCCUUUGGAGGGAUGAAGCUUUCUGGGUACGGCAAAGAAUCUGGGAAGGAUGUUGCUGUAGAGGAGUAUCUUGUAUCAAAGACAGGUACCAUGACUUUAGAGGGGCAUUAUUGA
Molecule: messenger RNA, 1494 nt
Organism: Aaosphaeria arxii CBS 175.79
Lineage: Eukaryota; Fungi; Ascomycota; Dothideomycetes; Pleosporales
Product: succinate-semialdehyde dehydrogenase
Exons: 4
Coding region: 1-1494 (497 amino acids)
Molecular function (GO): succinate-semialdehyde dehydrogenase (NAD+) activity
Source: RefSeq, a predicted model, not a curated record